GAGAUCACCAUCAUCUGUCAUCAUGCUGAGCGCUGCUGUUGGUCGAUUCGCUGCAUCUGCUGCCCCGCGCGUCGCUGCUGCACCUGCUGCUGCUGCUCUCCUGACGCGCUCGCUCGCCCUGUCUGCCUCUGCCUCUGCUAGUGCUGGUGCUGGUGCUGGUGCUGGUGCUGGUGCUGGUGCAUCGCCGGCGGCUAAUUCCCCCAAGGCCAAAGCGUCCUCCUCCGCCUCCGCUGCUGCUGCUGAAACGCACUCGUUCUGCAAGGCGCUCUACGGCGGCAAGCUGCUCGACACGAAGGUCUUCCCGUUCCCAACCACGCUCUCCAAGGACGGCAAGGAGACCCUCGACGCACUGGUCGAGCCUGUCGAGCGAUUCUUCAAGGAAAAGGUCGAUUCGCGCAAGAUUGAUGUCGAGUCCAAGAUUCCCGAGGAGACCCUCCAGGGAUUGAAGGAGCUCGGUCUGUACGGUCUGCAGAUUCCCGAGGAAUAUGGCGGCCUUGGUCUGUCCAACACCAGCUAUGCUCGCGUCGUGGAAGCGAUCGCUAUUGAUGGCAGCAUCGCAGUGACCCUGAUGGCGCAUCAGUCGAUCGGCCUCAAGGGCAUUCUCAUGUACGGCACGCCCGCACAAAAGGAAAAGUACCUGCCCAAGCUUGCCACCGGCGAGCACACGGCAGCCUUCUGCCUGACUGAGCCCGGCUCGGGCUCGGACGCUGCGUCCAUCCAACUGCGCGCAACACUGAGCCCCGAUGGCAAGCACUACCUCCUCAACGGCUCCAAGUGCUGGAUUUCGAAUGGCGGCACUGCUCAGAUCAUGACCGUCUUUGCCCGCACUGCCAUUCGUGAUCCCACGACUGGCGAAACCAAGGACAAGAUCACUGCCUUCAUUGUCGAGCGUGCGUUCGGCGGUAUCACCUCCGGCAAGCCAGAGGACAAGCUUGGCAUCCGCGGCUCCAACACCACCGAAGUGCACUACGAGAACUGCCCCGUUCCGAUCGAGAACGUGCUCAGCGAGCCUGGCCAAGGCUUCAAGGUUGCCGUCAACAUUUUGAACAGUGGUCGCUUUGGUUUGUGCGCGGGCGCCGCUGGCCAGUCAAAGCGCCUGCUGGCGUUGGCAUCCGAGUAUGCCUCCACUCGCAAGCAGUUUGGCUCACCCCUGAGCUCGUUCGGCCUCAUCCAGGAGAAGCUUGCCAACAUGGCCGUGAGCUCCUACGCCAUGGAGUCGAUGGCCUACAUGACCACCGGCAUGAUUGACAGCGGCGAGCCAGACACGGCUGUUGAGGCAGCCAUUUGCAAAGUGUACGGCUCCGAGUCCGCUUGGACCAACUGCCACGAAGCGGUGCAGGUUCUCGGUGGCAUUGGCUUUAUGAAGUCGCUUCCAUUCGAGCGUUUCAUGCGCGACUGCCGCAUUCUGCUGAUCUUUGAGGGCACCAACGAGAUUCUGCGCAUGUUCAUUGCCUUGAACGGCGUGCAGUACGCUGGCGAGCGCCUCAAGCGCCUCAGCAAGGCGGCCACCAACCCCUUCGCUUCGGGCGCCCUGGACGAGAUCAAGGAAGAGCUCGAGCGCCGUCUCUUCUCUGGCGCUCGCGCCAAGCGUAGCGCAGUCCAGCUGUCCGAGUCGCUUCACCCUCGCUUUGCAGAGCACGCCACAAAGUACUCCCGCCUUGUUGUUGACUUUGGCAAGCUCGUUGACAAGAGCGUCAUCAAGCACGGCAAGGGAAUCAUCAACGAACAGAUGAUUCUCAAGCGCAUGGCUGACGUGACUAUUGAUUUGUACGGCAUGGCUUCUGUCUUGAGCCGCGCAUCGCGUUCGCUUGAUCAAAAGUCAACCCAAGCAGAUCACGAGGUGACUCUGGCAAACGCCUUCUGCAUUGCCGCAACCCAGCGCAUUCGCAACGCUCUGCACGACAUUGCCAAUCCCAGCGCAACCACGGAUGCCGCCAUUAAAGCUGUUGCGCUGGCGGUUCUUAACGAGAAGGCCUACAUUGCUCCCCACCCACUCGAGCUGUCGCUUGAUUAAACCCUGUGUUUUUGAUUGUUGGAGGGGAUGUCACCGAUGCACUGCUCAAAAAAUACAACCGUCCACUGCGACGCACUACGUUUCUACCAAAUGCACUGCUCAAAAGUACAACCAUCCACUGCGACGCACUACGUUUCU
Capsaspora owczarzaki ATCC 30864 is the source of this 2152-nucleotide messenger RNA. Its product is annotated as acyl-CoA dehydrogenase. Lineage: Eukaryota; Filasterea; Ministeriida; Capsasporidae. The coding region runs from base 23 to 2014 and encodes 663 amino acids. The record is from RefSeq and is a predicted model, not a curated record. The transcript is spliced from 5 exons. Gene Ontology annotation, molecular function: flavin adenine dinucleotide binding; acyl-CoA dehydrogenase activity.